Messenger RNA from Amphibalanus amphitrite, 4301 nucleotides. Its product is annotated as TBC1 domain family member 25-like. Lineage: Eukaryota; Metazoa; Arthropoda; Thecostraca; Balanomorpha; Balanidae. The coding region runs from base 93 to 575 and encodes 160 amino acids. The transcript has 4 exons. The record is from RefSeq and is a predicted model, not a curated record.
GACACGGUGCGGGUAGUAGCGGUGCAGAGCGACGGUCGUGAGAUGAGGCCGGUGUCGCAGACGUCACAAGCAGGGAGUUUGUCAUCUCUUACAUGGCCAUUGAUGACUUUGGCGAGGAGACGUUUCUGGCGCUGCUGUCUGAUUGGGAUCUGGACGCGGCCUUUCUGAGUGCCUCAGAGCCGUACCUGCACCUGCGCAUCGAGCUGCGCCCGUUUGACGUGUCAGGCCACUGGGAGCUCGAGUCAGCUCCAGAACCCGGCCAGCUGAAGAAGCCGUCAGAGCAGCGCGCCUUUGCGCCGCCACCGUCUGCACGGCUGCUGGGCAGCAUGAUUAAUCAGGUGCAGAACACCUUCAGUCUGAUGUCGCGGGCUCUCAACAUGAGCGACGAGCGCCCGACGGCGUCGCUGGCAGCGCCGCCGCUGACGGAUGCAGAGUUUCACAACUACUUGGACACGGUUGGACGACUGGUGCUGCCCAAGGAGAUGCGCGUGGCUGUCUACCGCGGCGGCGUGACGCCCUCGCUGCGGUCAGUCCCUCACACAGGCCAACAACCAACGCGCUCGCAUGCAGGGUAGAGUUGCAAAGUUUCCCUACCGCACUACCGGCAUGCCGGUAAUUUUUCACUACCGCACGUUUUUUCGUGGUAUCUGGCAUGUCUUGCCGGUAGCAUGCCGGCAUUUUUUAUUUUGGACAAAAAAAAAAAUUAUCAUAUGAUUCAAACUUUCGACACUAAGAGGAUGUCAAAUCGUAAGAACAGCAGUAUUAGCCAUACUGCUCAUCACUUCGCUCGUGGGGCGCGUGGAGAGCGGACGUGCCUUGGCGGAGGACGAAUUUGAGACGAAAGCGGCGCUGAGUUUUCUGCAUAGUUUAAUAUUAUUUUCCCUUGUCUUUUCUUCUGAGGUAGGGGUUAAGGGCCCUGUCCUCAUUUUGGUAAACUUUUUUAUUUCCUUUCCAUAUCUAAAUUGGGUUGAUAGGCAAUUUUAUUUUCCGCUUCCCCUUCGAGCUGCCAGCAAACAUAGAGACAAUUAGCUAUGCUAUGCGUAACCAAUCUCAGCGCAAACCUCACAACCAAGUCCCUCCAGGAAAACACUGUAGCUGUACAAAAAGGGGCUAUUGGUAUAUUCAGCCCAAAUGAACACGACACAAACAUAUUAGCAAGUAUACAUGUCUCAACCGAGACUACCCUGCCAACGGGCCGCCACCCCUCUCCCCGCGCGGCGCAAUGGUGUCCCCACCCAUUCAAUACAUCCACCCAGACACCAAUGCGCCAAAAUAAAACACCCCCUUCCCGAGACCAGCAGACCGAAUGGGGGAUACAAAUUAACACAAAAGACCUAUAGUCGCCGCCAGUGUCGAGACCAGUGGCGGAACCCACCCAAAUACGUGCUUGGUUGAAGGUAGAUAAUUAUUUCCUCAACCUGUCCCGAAGCUUACCAGAAACGCCACGAUCCCUAAAACCUGCCAACAUGAAUGUGAGCGAUACAGCGGUCACCAAUGAAGAACAAUAUUACGGCAUUUAUACCGAAGCCCUUACAGCAGGACUAAGAACCAGUAGCAUUAGCCACUACUGCGAUGAUAGCCUCCACCAACUAAAGGCCCUCGAUAUACCCGCCGAAAAAAUAGCCAUCCAUGAGUUAUGAGGCAUCUGACAACAGAAGCUGUAUUCUCCUUUACCUUGAACCCUAUGCACAUGCCUAUCAGCGCGACCAUUUAUUUUCCCAGAACUUUGGAAGGGGUUAGAACAGUAUCAACGAAGGUCGUUGACAGACGCCCAGCAAAAAAGGGGAGGGCUCUCAGCUCGCUCCAGGAAUCAGCGCUCUUAGCCGCCGUAAGGACACCCGCGCUACCGGGCGUCCUAGCGGCAGCCACCUACGGGUAGACUAGCGAGCCGCCCCGUGUCCGUUGUAGAAGGUGGAAGAAUGGAGCAUCCCGGGCAACACCCGAGGCCAUGAGAAACGCUUCCCCGAGCAGACUAGCGAGCUGCUUUUUUCUUUUAUUAUUGUUAUUGUUAUUGUUAAUUAUUAUUGUUAUUAUUGUUGCAUAGACCACUAUAUAUCUGGACUGUGCACGGAUUUUGCCGACUGCUAUUAGGGCCCUGCUGGGAAAUUCGACGUAGCACGCGGAAUUGUGUAUUGACGCUCUAGUAAGCCCAUUUAAAUGAAAGUAACUUCUUAAAUGUGAUGUAUAUUUUAAUAAAUGUAUAAUUUAUAGCAUGAUUUUUAACACGAUAAAUAAAUAAAAGCACUUAUAGACAGGUAUACACUGUAUUAAGUUCAAAGCAUCAUGUAUUAAGUUCACUGUAGUUCAUGUACACUGUAUUAAGUUGUACAUGUACACUGUAGUUCAUGUACACUGUAUUAAGUUCAAAGCAUCAAUAGACAGGAACAAUCCGUGAUCGGUCGUUUUUGACAAGAGACAGUCUGAUGACAUAUUGGAUACACUGCAGAUUAAUUUGCCUGUCUAAAUCAGACACGCACCCGGCUCAAUGCUUUGAAAGCCCACACGAUCUGCGCCACGGAAUUACGAAGAUUCCUAUGGGUAAAUAACAAAGCUGCCGGUGCUGCGUUUUUAGCGAGACCGUCCGAGGUGACCUGCUGGGCCACAACUGUUCCCUGCUUCCACUGAGGCCGAUUUCAUGCUCAGCAUAGGGACAGACGGGUUCUGUCAUCUGUCCCUCUCGAGAGAAGGGGACUUUUGAACACCGUUGUCAGUGACGGUGGCCGCAUUUUGCAGCGGGUGAUGGCGAUGGAGAUUCGAGAUUUAGACGGAGUCACGAGAUCUCGGUUCACUGGACACUGCAGCAGAGCUUCGCACUUAGGAAUGCACUUUCUUAUAGUUCUUGUGCUACAUUUGCCUUUAGUUACUAUUCGAAUUGUAAAUCCACAUCUGAAAUUCUCAGCCAUGUAGGUAUCUUACACAUCGACGAAUAGGAUCGUAGUUAUUGAUUGCAUAGACAAACUGAUCCCAGGAAUGUUGCAUUGUGUUUACGUCCUGCGGCUCAACCUUUCUCAUUUUCAUGAAGCUUUCUUAUUUCAUGAAGCUCUGUUCGCGCAUCGCUGGUGUUGAGUGACGGUAUACUGUCCAUAUUGACUCCAUGAAUUGCAAUGUUUGUUUUUCGCUCAACUAUACACAUCAAUGUGUUGAAGGAAUGCAGGUCGUAGCGUUGUAACUUGAGGUGCUUCUCGACAGUGUGACUCCCUCAGCGAGCAAUGUGAAGAAAGUUAUCGUUUUCCUUUACAAUGGUAGUCGCGCUGUCUUGAAACACACGUUUGAAGCUAUACGUGUGCCGAAGAGAGAGCGACUCGGCAGCUGUUACCAGAGCAGGACCCAUUGCUUGCAUGCAGGAGCAGAACACAGAUUGCUGAUGUGGGCACGCCAGCUCUCCGCAAGCCAUAACAUAUGUGACCAUCACUUGACCAAAUUGCAAGACUUUAGCUAGUUUUGGGCUUCACUUGUGACUGAUAUUAUAGGAGCCGCCAGUCUGGAAACGGAUCCGCCACCUCUCCUUACAGUUGUCUUCUGCUCAAUUUUUCGGUCUCGGCCAGCGUCACAGCAUGUAAUAAAACUCACAGGGAGCCCAGUGGUCAGAAUUCCAAGACAUUUUCAGCUUUAGGGCAUAUAGAAAUUGACUUCAUAUUGAUGCCUUAGCCAGGAACCGGAAAACUGACAUUGUUGCAUGCACUGUCUUGGCUCUUUGAAUAUGCUCACUCCCUGUUCUGUUCAUAGGAUAUUCUGAAGUGAUUAUCACUAGCGGCACAUUUUACUGUAUUUCAGUGGCAUGUAUGCAUUAAAAGGUUUCAUUUUAUUUAAAGACAAAAGAGAACUAUCCCGCAUGUCAAUGAUAAACAACAAACAACAAUAAUCUUGCAAAAAUCUUCGCUACAUGUCUGUGAAAAUUUGCUAAUUCUCGUGAAAAUUAGCUGGGAACCAUCAUCCACACCAUGUUAAAUCAUGGAAGAAAUGGGCAGAAAAUGCCCUUCUUUUUUCGAUGAUUGCGCUAAUAUUAUAUAUUUUUUGCUCAAUGUAAGAUAUAACUCAGAUUACAAAUUGACUAGUGGUGAUGUUUCCCAAAGCACAUCAUCAUAUGGCGAAUAAGUUGGCUGUGACGACCUUCGAAAGUUAGGGCCCUAAUGGCAGGGCCCUAAUUUCCGUGCACAGUCCAGAUAUAUAGUGGUCUAUGAUUGUUGUUAUUAUUAUUAUUGUUAUUAUUAUUGUUAUUAUUUUAGCGCCGUCCUUUAAAAAAAAAAAAAAAACAUGGAACCCAUUGGUUGUUAGGCAACUGAAAACAGAGGCCGCAGCUA